Messenger RNA from Grus americana (Whooping crane), 3670 nucleotides. It is a transcript of the gene TIMM13, whose product is annotated as translocase of inner mitochondrial membrane 13. The transcript is spliced from 5 exons. Lineage: Eukaryota; Metazoa; Chordata; Aves; Gruiformes; Gruidae. Bases 79 to 384 code for a protein of 101 amino acids. The record is from RefSeq and is a predicted model, not a curated record.
CACGCUGGGAGCCGUAGUCCCGGCGAGCCGCCAUUUCGCCGGUAGCGUGGGGGCCGGCGCCCGCGGUGACUUUGCGGCAUGGAGAGCGGCUUCGGCUCCGACUUCGGCUCCGACUUCGGCUCCGGGGGUGGCGGUGGGGGCAAGCUGGACCCGGGGCUCAUCAUGGAGCAGGUGAAGGUGCAGAUCGCCGUGGCCAACGCACAGGAGCUCUUGCAGCGCAUGACGGACAAGUGCUUUCGGAAGUGCAUCGGGAAGCCCGGCGGCGCGCUGGACAACUCGGAGCAGAAGUGCAUCGCCAUGUGCAUGGACCGGUACAUGGACGCCUGGAACACGGUUUCCCGAGCCUACAACUCUCGGCUGCAGCGGGAGAGGGCCAACAUGUGAAACGCCCCGGGUCCUGGACCAGGGAGGGACCAUGCGGGGAAGGGACGAGCGGCCAGUCCAGGUGGCUGGGGGUGAAAUCCUGCUGCCUUUCCAGCCCCUGCCAUGGCAGAGCAAUAAACCCUCGCUGAACCUUUUGCAUCCACUGGCUUUUAUUAGCACCGGCCCCAGGAGCGAGUGAAUUUUCCAGCCUUGAGAGCCACCGUGAGCUGCUUGGUUUGCCUCAUGCCCUUCCCAACGGUCCCGACUGGCCAAGGCAUUUUAGCAGCUGAUAAAUCCCUGCUGAAAGGGCUGCGAGAGGCAAGGAGCCUUCUGUGGAAACGGGGGGCCAAGCCAGCAAUACAGUCCCCUUGCCCAGGAAGCAAGCAUGGACCCAGCCAUCAGGAAACUUCUGCACAGCAAGUGGGAGACAGACAGGCUGGAUGUAUUUGUUGAAGACAAGAGGUCUUGCCAGCUCAAGUACAGCCACAUCAAAGUCCAGAAUGAUAGGGUUGAAGAGAGGAUGCUGGAUCACUCUUGUGACGUUUACUCUCACUGCAUUCCCAUCUGUUCCAUUUAGUGAUGUUGUUCCCACGUAGGCUUCGAUCUCUUCUGGAUUUGUCCUGCAAACACAUAAUCCUAAACACGCGUGCUCACACACGUACGCCUAGCAUGAAUUCUGACAUUUAAAUUGCAGACGACUUUACGUGACCAGUGUUUGAAACCCUACUUUUCCACAGCAGAGCCCAGCUCACAGAAGAGCAGCCCUGCUAAGUUGGGCCCAAGGAGCUGUUUCCAGCAGUGGCACGUGUUGGACGUCUCCUGAAGAGCAGUGACUCCAGUGCCACAGCUGUGGGUUUGGCUACACGACCGCGUAGAGCUGCACAACUCUGCCGGUGGGCAGGCGAGCUGGAACAGCAGUGCUAGCAGGGAUGGGCUCUUACUCAUUGAAGCAGUGAGCUGCCGAUACCAGCCAGCGGUCCCCAAUUAUGGUGGCUCCACAGAAAUGUCUUGAGUCUUCUUUCAGGCUGACUUGCCAGGGGAUCUCUCCUCUGAAAGCAUCUGUUCCUCCCACGAUCUUGCUGGGUUUAGAGAACCCAGGUCGUUCUCCACACUCUGAACAAAAGCCAAAGCAUGACUUGUGAGUACUCCUAGCAGAAGACAAGCGAGGAGAGACUUUUGCUCUCCCUAACCAGUAAGUCUGAGCAGGGUCAGGUCAGGGCUGAAGUGUGAGUCACCUGCCCAAGCCCUGCCUGCUGAUCACGGCAGUGCCCGAUGGUGGCCAUUCACAGCCGUACAUGGGCUUUCACCCUAACUGCUGUGCUGCAUCUUGCUCUUGGCAAGUCCUUCAUCCUGGGCCUUUCUCGAAGGGAGAGUACCCAGCAGCUCUGUGCCUCUUAGCCUUGCCAUUCCAGAUAAAAAGUUAAUAGUAAAUUUAGAAAAAUACCCUACGUCUGUAUCUGCCUGCAGAGCUGCUGGGAGGGCUCCUUGGAGCUGACAGGUCAUCCUCUAGAGACCUGCCCUCCUUCCCUUCAGGGAGAAGAUGCAUGGCUGCUGUGAAGUUGCAGGCAUCAACUUUGAACUGCUGGGAGCUCCUUAGGUGGUAAACAAAAGCGAGUGGUCAGGUUAAACAGCAUCAGACGCUGCUGUGCCUUAGCACCCUGUCCUGGGGCUGCUGGAGCAGACCAGUUGCACAGCAGACAAAAUUACCUAUUCAGUUGCAUAAGCAAAGGAGCCCGUGAAACUCAUCUGCACAGAUACUGAGUGACGUUGCCAGGGCGCUCUGGGCUGAGCCGGGGCAGCCAGAUAGUGACACUUGUGCCUUGGCUCUUAGCACUUGGGCAAGGGUUGUGUGGGUCGCCCUGCUGAAGGUCAUUUCAGCUCAGCAGAAGAAUGAACCCGACAUUUGGACCUGUACCAGCCACUCAUCCUGCCAAGGUGCACUCACCCUGCGGGUGCUCAUACCUUGUCGUCUCGAUGCAGUCACUGGCUUGCUGGCGGCUGGGUCUGCUGACGUGGUGGGGAUUGCUCCAGUGGUGGUGGCGUUGAGCUCUUCAGAGCCGACCAAGUUGCUGUUAGUACUGGAGUGUAUUAAAGGGACGGUAUGGGCUAUGGGAGCGGGGAACGCAGAAAUAGCAUCCAGGAUCCAGUCUCUGAGUUUGGUAACGCGUGUGUACACCCCGGGCCGCCUGGCUUCAGCGCAUCCGAUUCCCCAGCUCACGAUUCCCGCCAGGAAAAACUUGCCAGAUGGUUCUUGGCAAACCAGGGGCCCACCGGAGUCACCCUGCAAGAGAAGCCAGAUGGUGAGCUCUCCCUGGGGACACUCUGAGCUUGCCCUGGCCACCCUCAGCAUACCUCGGCCAGACCUCUCUCUGUCCCUGUGUAUUCCAGCUCACCUCUGCUUGUUUGCUCCAGCCUAGCGAUGAGUGAAGCAUCUCCAGUGAUGGCCCUUGGGUGCUCCUGUGUGUGGGCACACUGUCCUCCUAUUGAGCAGUAGCUUUGUGCCCUUGAUAUGCCAGAAAAGCACAAGGACAUCCUCCAUAAAAUCUAGGGUAACCAUUUCUACUGGUUUUAUCAUUUGUUAAACUGCUGCUUUUAAAGGUUAAGCCCGGCAGCCCCUAAACAGCCAGAUGAUGGGUGUUCAUUGCAUGAUACGCAACCCAGGGAGACCACGCUAAUCUUGGCAUGAUGUUUCCUCGAUUUGGCCGAUAGUUCCCUGGUCAAUUCUUUGGUACUGUGGGGCCAUACGAGUGUCACUGAUGUGGAACGUGGUGUCUGUGAAGCUGGCAGCACCUUCUGGGGGUUGGAUUGCUCUAGGUGAGCAACCAGCCGGGUCACCUUCAUCAUCCGACCUCGAGUCUUCCAUUUUUGGCCCCUUCUCUGGUGGUUGUGCUACAUUUGGUGCAGAAAUAUGAAGCGCGACCACCAGAGAAGUGCAGUUUUGCUCAGCUAGUGGCUGCAGGUAUGAAGGGCCCUGUCCCCAGGGACAGCCAUGGAGAUCAGUCCUCCUCUCAACACAGUCCUCCUCUCCCCACACACUGUGAAAGGCGGGAUUUUCUCCAGCUGACCACUUGCAGGCUGGAUAAAGGCUAACUAGGGGAGAUGCCGAGUUGGUCACCAAAAACCGUUGUGUACGUUUUGGUUUCCACUGCUGCUUUUUGCCAUCUGGAUUUUGAUCUGAGGACCUGCCAGGUACAUUGGUAGCGCCAGCCCUGAUUACAGCUCAGGAAGCGGAGAAAAGUAAUUAAAUAGCCAAAAGAGCCCCUUAAGCAGCAGUUCCCUGCUCUAAGCAGUAAAGAACAUAUCCUCA